GCCAGAGACAGAGUGGCCUGCUCUCGUUGGUCAAAAGGGAACAUCGCAUUCUGCCUUAAGUUGUUAACUCAGCUCCCUUUUCUUAUAAGGACAAUACAGGAAGGGGAGAAAGAAAAUGGAGCCUUUGGAAAAGACGACAUAUAAAAUUGAGCAAAAGUCAAGGAAAUUUUUGAAAAGCCUUAUACGGAAGCCACCCCAGGAACUCCUGCUAGUAAUCGGAACCGGGGUGAGUGCUGCUGUGGCGCCAGGCAUCCCAGCUCUGUGUUCCUGGCGGAGCUGCAUUGAAGCUGUCAUCGAAGUGGCUGACCAGCUGGAGGUGCUGCAUCCCAGAGACGUGGCGGACUUCCGCCAAAAAGUGUCCAAAGACCGAGAUUUGCUUGUGGUUGCGCACGACUUAAUCCGAAAGAUGUCCCCGCGCACGGGAGACGCCAAACCCAACUUUUUCCAGGACUGUUUAAUGGAGGUGUUUGACAACCUGGACCAACACAUCCAGCAUCCUGCUGUUCUCCUGUCCAUCCUCCAACUCAUGGAACGGGGCACAAUGGUGCUCACCACCAAUUAUGACAACUUGCUUGAAAUCUUUGGGCAACAGCAGCAUAAACCUAUGGAAUCACUUGACUUGAAAGAUAAAGACAAGGUUCUCCAGUGGGCGAAAGGACGCCUCAGAUACGGCGUCCUUCAUAUUCACGGUUUGUACACUGAUCCCUGUGGAAUGGUGUUGGAUCCCUCUGGAUAUCGGGAAGUGACUCAGGACCCUGAAGUGAUGGAAGCACUACAGAACCUAUACCAGCGGAAAUCUUUUCUGUUCGUGGGCUGUGGGGAGACCCUGCGUGAUCAAAUCUUUCAAGCUCUCUUUCUCUACACAGUUAAAAACAAAGUGGAGCUAGAACAUUACAUGUUGGUGCGCAAAGAAAACGAAGACCAGUUUUUUAAACUGCAGGCGGAUAUGCUUGCGCAUGGCAUAAAAGCCGUAUCCUAUGGGGAUUGCUUUGGACAUUUCCCAGUGUAUCUCCAGGAUCUCACCACACAGAUCUGCAAACAAAGAAGUCCAGAUGCAGACAGGGUGGACAGCACAACAAUUUGGGGGCCCUCAUGUGCGGAUUGCACAAAGAGAAGAUUAGGGGAGAGCGGGAACAACCGGGCCAAGAAGGCAAGGCACCCUAAGGACGGUCCUGCUGAAGAUGAUGUCCUUCUGUGACCGUAUCAGACCAGUCCUUGGGAAACAGCCCCACUCUGGCCAUUUGCAUCUGUUGAGAGUCAAAGAAUGGAGAGGUGUGGACUUCUUAUGAAGUCUGCUUGGGAGGGGGAGAUCCUUACAAAUGUCAUAAACAACAAUUCAAAUUUCAGAGGUGUUCUUGGGGAAGAUCAGAUUUCUAAGUAUCUCAGGGAUGAUGUCUUGGGAAAGAGAGAGGUAUGGCCUCCAAAACAGCAUUUGGUUUUUAACUUUUGACUCCCCCUCAUCUUGUUUCAAUCCAUGCAGUGUGAGUUAAGCACAGGAAGCCCCUUUUCUCCCCCUGAAGGGCUGUGUGACACCGUGUGAGAGGAAAGGGGAACGAAACCUAAGUACAGCGUUCCAUGUGCCUCGGCAAAAACGUGACCAGGACCUUUGAAUUUUCCUGGCAUAGGACUGGGAGUUCUCAUGCAGGCAAUUGCAAAAGAUCAGUGGCUAAGUGUUAAUGUAACAAGAUUUAUACAUUAUACACACACACACACAGUAUAUUCAAAUGUGAAGAAAUUAAGUGCACAUAUUGUUUCACAUCUUGUUCAAAUUUUGUUUUCUUCAAGAACUUACAAAAAGCUGUGAAACAAUAUGUGCACUUAAUUUCUUUGAGUAAAUAAAUUCAUACAUAAUUCAGAGACAGAUGUUCUGUUGUACAUCUAUUAGAUCUGAAGAAAUGAAUGAUUGAGAAAGUUGACAAACUGUUAUAAAGCACAGCUGAAAUCAAAGACAGCAUGAAA
Messenger RNA from Candoia aspera, 1959 nucleotides. RefSeq names its product family with sequence similarity 118 member A (gene SIRAL2). Bases 116 to 1198 code for a protein of 360 amino acids. The record is from RefSeq and is a predicted model, not a curated record. The transcript has 9 exons. Lineage: Eukaryota; Metazoa; Chordata; Lepidosauria; Squamata; Candoiidae.